This is a messenger RNA of Fusarium falciforme, 810 nucleotides long. Its product is annotated as Fe-ADH domain-containing protein. Gene Ontology annotation, molecular function: metal ion binding; oxidoreductase activity. The coding region runs from base 1 to 810 and encodes 269 amino acids. The record is from RefSeq and is a predicted model, not a curated record. The transcript has a single exon. Lineage: Eukaryota; Fungi; Ascomycota; Sordariomycetes; Hypocreales; Nectriaceae.
AUGAACGUCGCUUCCGCUUCGUCGGACGACAAGCGUCCGUCCGCCUUAAAGAUCCGCUCUAGCAGCACCCUACAGAGGCUACCACCCCAGAAAGCCACUGAUCCGGACCUCAUCGCAAUCCGCGCCAAGCUGCUCAACGCCCUCGCUGUCAAGGCUUCCGCGCUCGUCACUCCUCGGUCCUCGCGCGCCGCUUCUCCUGGUGCAACUCCUCGUCUGCGAUCCCGCCGUGCGGCCCACAGCCCGUCUCCCCGUGUCGUCGUCGGCCCCAAGGCCAUCAACUUACUGCCAGUUGAGCUCGCAAGUUUGCGCCUGUCGUCGCCGCUCAUCGUUUCGAGCCCUUCUCGACUAAAGAUCGCUCGGAAGAUUCAGGCCAUUAUUCCAGGUCUCGACACUCGCAUCCUCAGCUCCGCCGUUAUCACUGUACCUACUCGAAUCUCCGGCCGAGACUGUGUUAUUAGUGUCGGCGGCGGUUCGGCUGUGACUCUAGCCCGGGCUGUGAGUUUACGCAAGGGGAUCCCGCACAUUUGCAUCCCGACAACCUUCAGCGGCAGCGAAAUGAUUCCCGAAAGCAGCACUCCAGUGCCCCGCGAGCGCGGUGGCAGUGAAGGAAGCAAUUCAAGGGCAGCGAGGGAGAUCGCUCGAGAGUCCAAAACACUCCCUGCUGUCAUCAUCUACGACGACGACCUCACCACGAGCUCGUCAACCCGGUUCUCUGCUCCAAGCGACGAGGACAUCAUGGAGGACCGAGCCGAACCGCACCCCAAGUCAGAAGACGCCUGCUGGAGCUACAUCAAUCUCCCAGGUGUCUAG